GAGAGUGAGAAGGAGGGAGGGAAGAGUGACUGCUGGGAAGUUGAAACCUUCUCGAAAGGAGGUGUGACUCAGGCGUCGACGGGUGAACAGAAGCUCUUCCAUGUGUGGAUAGAAAGUGCUCAACUGAUUUAUUACAGCAAGAUUUCAAGAGAGAGCCUGACUGGAAAUCUUAACUUAUAAAAAGUCUGACUGACAAAUGGAAGCCUGACCCGCACGUAUCCAGCUCAACGGAGUGGACUUCAGAUCGAUGUGAUGCUUGGUGCUUGGAUGCCUUGUUUAUUGAUUUAAAGCCAGAUCAGCUGAUUUCAAAUCUGACUGGAAGCCUGACUGAUCAGUUUUAACGAAACAGAAGACUUAGUGAAAUGGUUUAACUGAUGUGACACUUGUCUGGAAAUUUACGCUAAUCACCUAAAUGUUUACCUGUUUGGAAUCCUGAUCAACUGAGGUACAUCUGAUUGGUUGAUUGAUAAUUAAGAAGCACUGUUGGAGUCCUGUCUUUUGCCUGCAUCAGGAUGAGCGGAGCAGGGGACGUGGUGUGUGAAGGGUGGCUGCGAAAGUCGCCACCAGAGAAAAAGCUGAGGCGCUAUGCCUGGAAGAGGCGCUGGUUUGUUCUGCGAAGUGGUCGGCUGAGUGGAGAACCAGACAUCCUGCAGUACUACAAGAACCCGCAGUCCCGCCGGCCGAUCAGAACCAUCAACCUGAAUCUGUGCGAACAGGUGGACGCUGGCCUUUCUUUCACAAAGAAGGAGCUCGAGAGCAGCUUUGUUUUUGACCUCAGGACAGAGGAGAGGAUCUGGUACUUGGUGGCCGAGUCUGAAGAGGACAUGAACCGCUGGGUGACAUCCAUCUGCCUGCUCUGUGGCUUCAACCCGACUGAUGACAUUCCAGAAAGACCUCUUGUCUCCUCCUCCACUUCGACAACAUCCAUGACCCCAGUCAGUGGCACCACCACCUCUACGAUGACAGGGUCAGUCCCGCCACCGUAUCACCCAGUGAGUCUUCAACACCUGGAGCCCGACGGGAACUCAGAGGAGGAUUACCUGUGGUUAUCACAAUGCCAGAGUCACAUCAGGCCUCCUUUAGGUUCCUCCACAUCUCUUGAAACCGAUUACAACGACAACCUCUACCCUGCUCCUUCUGCCACAUCCUCCUCCUCUUCUACUUCCUCCUCUCCUUCCCUCCUUCCCAACAGCCUCCCAAAUCCAUCCUCCUCUUCUUCUUCCUCCUCUGGCUUUAGAGCGGUACCUUGGACGAGCCCUCUCAGCCAGUCUCUCGAUGCCAGCAUGACCCCUGACUCCCAGAAACGAGCCGGUAAACCCCGCUGUCACCCCUCGCCUCAUCCCAGAAAACACUCCUUAGAUUUCCACCUUCGGCCUGUAGCAAUACCUCUCAGCGAUAACAUGCACUCCAAUGUGCAUCCAAGCAGGCGCUCAUCCGCCACCAGUGGUUACCAGAUCCCCCGUCCAGCUACCACCCUACAACCGCCUCCCCCUCGCCGCCCAUCUUCUACCCCCAGUGUGGAAUCCCUAACCCAAGCAGAGCUUCACGCUUCCACCGCAACUCCUCCUCCACGCCCACCGAAACCUCCUGCAGCCCAAGGAGAAAGCUCAAAACCUGCCGCACUCCCCCGGACUGCCUCAGAGCCAGAGAGGAGGGAUGACUGUGCGGAUGGAGGAGGACAUCUGCCGAGGAGCAACACUGUCACUACACCAGGACGGAUGCAAACAAGCGGCGAGUCUUUUUACAUUCCUCGGUCUUUGUCUGAAAGAGCAAGCAUGUUUGAGUUCAGCGAGAGCUUCAACAGUUAUUUUUUUAAUAAAGGCAUGGUCCCUCUGGGUAGUGUUUGUUCUGAAGAUGAUGAUGUGGAUGAAAAUUACGUUCCCAUGAGCGCUGCCACCACUGAGCCACCGGUUGCACCCAGAGUGCCUCCACCCUCAGAUCCUUCUGCCCAGCUCCAAGAUGGCAACUACGUCCCCAUGACCCCCCUGCCAUCUUUGUUGCCCACUCACCCCACCACUGCCUCGAGUGACAUGGCAUCUCUCGGGAGGCAAGUGCCUCCACCUGCACACAUGGGUUUCCGUAACUCCCCGCUGACCCCCGUUGCUCCUCUCACUCCACCGCUCAGGAGGAGCACCGUGAACGCUGCCGCUGGAGGCGAACGAGAAGCCAUGCCCCCUCCGAUCCACCGCAACCUGAAACCACAGUGGAGAGGGGUUUGUGUCAAUCAGCCUGUGGAAAGAAAUGACAGCCAGACUGCUGCUGCGGAGCCCACAAAUAAAGCAAGAGUAAAACCAGCUCCUCUGGUCAUCUCCACAGUGCAGCAGGACUGGCAGGAAGUCCCGCCCCCCGUGCGCUCACCUGUCACCCGGACCUUCACCCGGGGAUCUUCCUGUCAUCGGACAGUCAGGCCGAGCUCUGCUCACAGCUCCUCACCAUCCUCCGAUUCUGAUGACCCAGAUGAUAACUAUGUCGCAAUGAUGACCUCCGGCCUCAGUUUCAGUGCUGGCGAGCAGUCCCUGAGACUUAUGAUGCACCGGGCUUCAGAGGGCGGAGUCAGCAGCCCUUUGCUACGACGAGCCAGAGGUGACAAACAGGUGGAGUACCUGGACCUUGACCUCCACACUGGACAAUCAACACCAACAAGACAGAAACGCAGCACUGGUGAAGGUGUAGCUGGCGGUGGCGAGCGCGCCGGAGAGGGUGAGGAGCAUGCACGAGGCCAGCGCACACGUGUGGACUACGCAGUGGUGGACCCCAAAAGGACCAAGGCCCUGAGGAACACACGAGAAGCACGGCAUGCUGGGAGGAUGUCUACAGAGAAGAAUAAAUUAUGAAAAAGGCACAACCACACACAACAAUGCUUCCUAACCUGGAAAAGAGUGAAUAGGACUAAAAUCCACCCAAUAGAUGGACCACAAGACCGACUAUGUUUCAAUCUUAGGAUCAUUAAUAUUUACAUCCUAAAACUGUUUGGCUGAUCUCUUAAACUGAGCUUAGAGCACAGAGAAACUCGGCCUACAAUCCUGGGAUAUCAGCUCAAAUCCAACUUUUGAGUAUCUUAUAGGGCACAUAUUUAAGCUGCUGCACAGCUACAAGCCACUUUGCAAGAGAUUCCACUUUUCAUGCUGUGUCUGACUUCAUCGAUGUAAAAUCUGUUGUGAUAGGUGCCGUUCUGUUCUCCACUGAGGGGCUCACCGCUGAUGGGAAGAAUCUUUUUGUUGUAAUUAAAGUGGUCCUGCCUUUGGGGAUCAUUUUAAAGUACAGAUUCAUUUCUAAAAAAUAUUUCUGGAUGAUGCACAUAAUGUCGGACCGUCAAAAUGUUACAACCAGGUGGCUUUAAAGUCUUUUUUAAUUAGACUGUGGACACUAAAAGGAGCAGAAUAUAAUUGGGGAGGAAAAAGAGAGGAAAAAAGCUUUCCAGGUAAAGGUACUUCUUAGUUAAAAUGUCUUUUUUUUUAACCUCUCCUGAAAAAAUGCCCAUGUGUAGCUUACCUCUGUUCUUCAGGGCCAUGAAGAAUAUAUUAAAGGUGACAUUUUGACUAAAAGAGUGCUUUGGAUUAGACAGCUUUUCUCUCUUUGGCAUAUUUUGCACUCUAACUUAUAUCAGGCUUUAAAUAAACAGUAAGUUACUUUGGAUUUUAUUUUGUGUGUGCGUGUGGACAUUAGACAGGGAUGAGCUGUUGGUGUUGAUGCCUUGUUGCAGCCAGUCAUACAAAGUUGAACAGAAAUAUCAGAGACUACAGAAUAAUAAGUUAUCAUAUAAAAUUUAGAGGAGUUAAAAGUAACACUCAAAAUCUGCACUUCCUGUCUUUGAUUUCCACAAUUACAACCAUGAACUGGAAAUUUCUCUUCUGCUAUUAAACCUCUAAAUUCCCAGAAAUAAAGGAUAUGACCCAAUUGCUCUUUAUGGCUGUUGUUAGCCAAAAUCUCCAAUAUAUUCUCAAACAGGCUCAUCAGUGACAGUUUAUCAACUCUUAGAAAAAAAUAUUUAAUGACCAUGUUUGGUAUGAAGAACCUGGCAUUUUGAAGUAUCUCCAUGAAAGGAUAAUGAUUCGACAGACUGUUUCUCCUUUCACAAAGGGAAGUUGGCAUUUCAGGAAAUCCCAGUUUUCUAGACUGGAAAACACGGCACGCUUUGAAUAGAAGACAAAGUAAUGUCACUGAUGCUACAUCAGCAAAAAGUAAGAUCGCCUUAUACUAAUAUUCAAAUCAGGUGACAUUAUUUCUUUCUCCUGAGCAUUUGUUGCCUCUGAAUAAUAAGAAGUGCCCCAAAGCCACAACAGCACACAACACACAACGCAUGCAACAAAAAGAAAAAAAAAAAGAAUCUGUGCAUCUUAAUUUAACAACAAGCAUCAGUUAGAUCUGCUCCUCUGAGGCGGUGAUAAAGGUGGUGGAGUGCGGAGAGAAACAGAUUUCCUUAUGACUAACAAACAAUACCUGCCCGCUGUGUUCAUCAUCCUGACGUGAAUGAUGCAUAUCUGUAAACAUGAUGGAUGUAAUCUGUUAAUGCUGAGUCAUGUGAUAACAGUAAGAAUGCAAUAAACAC
Messenger RNA from Archocentrus centrarchus (flier cichlid), 4549 nucleotides. RefSeq names its product GRB2-associated-binding protein 1-like. Gene Ontology annotation, biological process: signal transduction. NCBI's taxonomy places the organism in Eukaryota, Metazoa, Chordata, Actinopteri, Cichliformes, Cichlidae. The transcript has 13 exons. The record is from RefSeq and is a predicted model, not a curated record. Gene Ontology annotation, molecular function: signaling adaptor activity. The coding region runs from base 513 to 2834 and encodes 773 amino acids. Gene Ontology annotation, cellular component: cytoplasm.